CUGACCUUAUUGGUCUGUUGUCCAAAAUCAAUAAACACCACAGAUCUGAAGUCUCAUUCUGUGUGGUUUAGUGAGUCACAGAGCUCCAGACGAGGACCUAGUCAGAACAUCCGUACAGUAAUGGAGGACAGAGUAGCUGAGGAAGAAAAAAAAGAGAGGCCGAAAUGGGACAACAAACUCCAGUAUCUGCUCACGUGUAUCGGAUUUGCCGUAGGAUUAGGAAACGUGUGGAGAUUCCCAUAUCUGUGCCAGAUUUAUGGAGGAGGUGCGUUUCUUAUCCCGUAUCUGAUCGCACUGGUGUUUGAGGGUUUGCCGCUGCUCUAUCUGGAGCUUGCGAUUGGACAGCGUCUACGUAAAGGAAGCAUCGGGGUGUGGAACUCAAUCUCACCGUACCUAGGGGGAGUCGGUGUGGCAUCAAUGGUGGUCUCCUUCCUUGUGGGAAUGUUCUAUAACACCAUCUUGGCUUGGGUUCUGUGGUACUUCUUUAAUUCCUUCCAGGAGCCAUUGCCAUGGUCACAGUGUCCUCUGAGUGAAAACCAGACAGAGUAUGUGUUGGAGUGUGUUGAGGGAACACCGGUAAAUUAUUACUGGUAUCGACAGACACUGAACAUCACACCAGACAUCGCGUCCAGUGGCUCACUGCAGUGGUGGCUGGUGCUGUGUGUUGCUACAGCAUGGGCCAUCGUCUACAUCUGCUUCAUCCGUGGCAUCGAGACCAUCGGAAAGGCAGUGUACGUAACAGCUACAUUUCCUUACAUAGUGUUAACGAUUUUUCUGGUACGAGCUCUCACACUUCCUGGAGCUGCUGAUGGACUAGAGUACCUCUUCACACCAGAUUGGCAGGUCCUGUUAACACCACAGGUGUGGUUAGAUGCUGCCACUCAGAUCUUCUUCUCUCUGUCUCUGGCCUUUGGAGGCCUCAUCGCCUUCUCCAGCUACAACCCUGAGAAGAAUAACUGUGAGCGAGACGCUUUGUUAGUGGGCUGCAUUAACAGCGCCACGUCGAUCUAUGCCUCCAUUUCCAUUUUCUCCAUUCUGGGAUUCAAAGCUACAACAAAUAACAACAACUGCAUCAUGAGUAACAUCCUCAAACUGACCAACGAGUUCAGCAUCUCUGAUCAGAACAUCACCCUGGAGAACUACGAGCACUGGCUCACCUACUUAAACAACUCGUACCCUGCAGAAGUGGAUGGACUGAAGCUGAGACACUGCGAUCUGCAGAGGUUUCUGGAUCAGAGUGCAUCAGGAACCGGUCUGGCCUUCAUCGUGUUCACAGAAGCAGUGACCGAGAUGCCUGCGUCUCAGGUGUGGGCCGUGCUCUUCUUCAUCAUGCUCUUCAGCCUCGGCCUGUCCUCCAUGUUUGGCAAUCUGGAAGGCGUCCUCACGCCGCUGCUCGACCUUAACAUCUUACCUAAGUGGAUUCCAAAAGAACUCUUCACUGCUUUAAUCUGUGUCAUCUCUUUCCUGGUGGCUCUGAUCUUCACCAUGGGUUCAGGAAAUUACUGGCUGGAGAUUUUUAACAGUUAUGUCGGCUCUGUCCCGCUCCUCAUCAUCGCCUUCUUUGAAAUCAUUGCUGUGGUGGUCUUCUACGGAAUGGGACGGUUCAGUGAGGACAUCGAGUUCAUGACCGGACGAAAGCCAAAUAUAUUCUGGCGUGCGUGUUGGAUGGCAAUCAGUCCUGUGAUGCUGUUGGUGGUGCUGGUGGCGUACGUGAUCGUGCAGGUGCAGGUGCACCCCGAAUACCCAGCCUGGAACCCACAAUAUCCUCAGUUCCCUGAAGCAGAGAUGAAGCCGUAUCCUGACUGGGUCUUUGCGAUCUGUGUGCUGCUCUCGGCUCUGCCGGUGCUCCCCAUCCCAAUCGUAGCUCUAUAUCACCUAAUCAGACGUCUCACACACACUCACAACCAAACACACUCUCUCUCUCACACACAAACCGAGAACCCCUACAACAAUGGAGCUUACAUCCCAGACGAAUAAACCAGCAGACAGCAACAACA
Tachysurus fulvidraco (yellow catfish) is the source of this 1997-nucleotide messenger RNA. RefSeq names its product solute carrier family 6 member 18 (gene slc6a18). Gene Ontology annotation, biological process: sodium ion transmembrane transport. NCBI's taxonomy places the organism in Eukaryota, Metazoa, Chordata, Actinopteri, Siluriformes, Bagridae. The transcript is spliced from 12 exons. The record is from RefSeq and is a predicted model, not a curated record. Gene Ontology annotation, cellular component: plasma membrane. Bases 121 to 1977 code for a protein of 618 amino acids.